CUCUGCAGCAGAGAGGCUAACGGCUAACAGCUGAGCUAACAGUAAUCACACACACACACUCAGCAGAAUGAGAAAGUCCGCGGGAAAACGGUGACCUUAUUCAGGGUGGUCGUGUGUGUGUUUGUGUGUGUGUGUGUUCUGUCAACAGCAGGAUGUCCAUCCCUGCCCCACCUCCUCCUCCACCAGGGGGCCCCCCACCUCCCUCCACCUUCAGCCAGGCCAACAACAGCCCUCCACAGCUGACCAGGGAGGAGGUCAAAGGUCGUGGCGCCCUGCUGUCUGACAUCUGUAAAGGUACAGAGUUGAGGAAGGUGUCGGUGGUGAACGACCGCAGCGCUCCGCUGCUCGACAGUAAGACUCAAACACCAAAGAGCCAAACACCAACCACAGAGCACCCAUACAUUCGCUUAUUCCAAUACCUGCACCAGCAGCAGAGCCAGCCCAAACAGCAGGGGGCGCCGUCUGAGGAGCAGCACAACACGACGUCCCUGGAGAAGCCUAAAAGAGACGGAGUAGCAACAGUAGGAGGAGGCACUGUGGGUGGAGUUCCCAAACUGCAGCCAUUUCCAGAUGUCCCACCUGGACGUCCGCCCUCCACCAGAGCCCCUGCGCCCCGCCCUCCCCGUCAUCACCACGACAACACUAAUGACUCCUCCCCUCAGGCAUCAUCGCCCUUGGAGACCAGUCACUCCCAGCGUGCUUUGCUCCUUUCUCCCUCCCCCUCCACUGGCACGAGGCACGCUUCCUCUGCUCCUCCUCCCCCUUUCUGUCGCCGUGGCAACGCCCCCUCCCCUCCCACCUCAGCCUCCUCUUACAGAGAGAAGCCACUCCCACCCACACCAAACAGCACCCCGCCCCUCCCCUCAAAACCACCCCCAUCUCCUGGCAACAACAGACGUCCUCCCAUCUCAGGAGCUAACCCCGCCCCUUCCACGCUGGCCCCGCCCCCUCAACAUUACCACAUCACCAACGGUCUGACAGGAAGUGGUGGCGAAGCAGCGCCCGAGCUGCCGCAUCGUCACAACUCACUCAGCAACAAGAGGCCCGCCCCUUCACCUGGAGGCCACACACCCACCCGAGGCCCCGCCCCGCCUCCUCCCCCAGCCUCGCCCACCCCCUCCCAACAGGGUGCCAACAGGCCGCCGCCCGCAGUCAGAGAGACGGCAGGUCGAGGAGCAGCUCCUCCUGGUCUGUCGUCGACCUCGAGGGCAGGGACAAGAGAAGCCCCGCCUCCUCCGCCUCCACCUUAUAGGAUACAUGGUAGCCCCUCUCUCCUCUGACCCCCCACCAGAGGAAAACCUC
Solea senegalensis (Senegalese sole) is the source of this 1302-nucleotide messenger RNA. Its product is annotated as WAS/WASL-interacting protein family member 2-like. Bases 153 to 1280 code for a protein of 375 amino acids. The transcript has 6 exons. Lineage: Eukaryota; Metazoa; Chordata; Actinopteri; Pleuronectiformes; Soleidae. Gene Ontology annotation, molecular function: actin binding. The record is from RefSeq and is a predicted model, not a curated record.